AUGCAACACUGCAUUGUUACAACACACUUUGAAUAUUUGUGUAAAGUUUGGAUGGGACAUUGUGUUGCCUACCUGAACGGCUGUUUCAAUCCAACUUUGAACUGCCCAGUCGUACUGACCAAAGCUUCUGAGUUCUCGAGAGAGACACCCAAACAAAUCAAACAACGUGUCAUAGUUGAUAUGGUGGAUGGUCGGGUCAUGAUCAAAAAUAUUGAACAACAAGGAGCAGGUCCACACAAUCAAAUGUUUGGACAGUCAUGCCCACAAGAUAUAAAAUUGUUUGUCGACGAACACCAAUACACGCACAUCACAUCCAAGAUCAAUGAAAAGGGUGCAAAAUAUCACUUUAGUAUGGCCAAGCGGAAGAUGAUCCUCUUUUCAUUCCUCAUUGUCUGCGUUGCCUAUAUCUUAAUCAUUCGGUUCUCUUUUAGAGCCAAUUCAUUCUACUGGUACAUUCCUCUAAUAGUAUUUACAAUUGGAGGUUUUUUAAUUCAAAUGAUUGUACCUGAAGCUAAAUCAAGAAAGUUUCAUAAAAGUUGUAUUAGAUUGGUAAAUAGAGAGAAUCAAGAUCCAAGAGCAAUGGCACGUGGAACAGUUUAUGAAAUCAAUAAACAAGGAACUAUUUAUCAUUUGGUCAUUAAUUAUGUCAAUAGUACUGUACUCAAUAAUAAUAAUAAUACUACCAACUAUUCUGUCGAUUCAUAUGUACCAUCUGUUGUAGCAUAUUCUCCAAACCAAGUACCAGUCAAUACAGUACCAUACUAUCCCCAACCAUUAAUGUAUCCAGGUGCAAGUGCUCCUCCUCCCCAACAACAACAACAACAACAACAAUUCCAAACAACUCCAACUCCUUAUCCACCUCCCAAACAAGGUUAUCAAAUUGAUUAA
Cavenderia fasciculata is the source of this 888-nucleotide messenger RNA. RefSeq lists its product as uncharacterized. The transcript has 4 exons. The coding region runs from base 1 to 888 and encodes 295 amino acids. NCBI's taxonomy places the organism in Eukaryota, Evosea, Eumycetozoa, Acytosteliales, Cavenderiaceae. The record is from RefSeq and is a predicted model, not a curated record.